Molecule: messenger RNA, 2877 nt
Organism: Mycena citricolor
Lineage: Eukaryota; Fungi; Basidiomycota; Agaricomycetes; Agaricales; Mycenaceae
Source: the annotation of a GenBank genome assembly
AUGCACUCGUCUUUUCGCGAACGACGUAUGCGCCAUCCCGCUCCAGAGAGGCUCACUAUCUCUGGCUUCCUUCCUUUGCCUCCUAUCACAGCGUCGCCGGUGUGCACUCCCACAAGCACGUUGAGCCUGGGCGAAGUCCUCGCAGUGGGCACCCCACACACCGCCGCUCCGCAUUUCGUGGCCGAGGGCGGGUCGUUACGCGUUCUACCCACUUGGAUCUCGACACCACCGACUCCGCCUCCCAGGCACAUCAGACGCUCAGUGACAUGUAUCGUCCGACGGCCGCCACAAUCUCCUCCAGUCCUCCCACCCUCUGCUUCCGUGCCUCUAUCGUCAGGUCCCAUCCGUCACAUCCCUUCCAUACGGCCUCGUGCCCGCUCGGACCCUCAACUGCGUCGUGUGUCGGGCGAGUUUGGCUGCCGGUCAGAUGUAUCAGAUAUCAGCAGCGGGCUAGAUUGGCAUGUGGAGAAGGCCAGGGAUGAUGUUCGGAGGUAUCACGCCCUCAUGGAGCUGCUGUCGUCGGAAGUCAGAUACUUGGAGGACUUACGGGCUUUACUUUGUAUAUAUCUGAACGGCCUGCCCACACUCUGUCGCACCUCGUCAACGGGUGCGUUCGGCCGCACAUCGCGCAACAAUUCAUACACGCAUCUUCCGAAAGCCAACGGCUUCUCGGAGCCAGGUCUCCAUCCCCUCACCUCAAUUCAGACUUCGCCGAGCAAGCAGCCGAAGGCGUAUCGUCCCUUGUUUGCCGAUUGGGAAAUCAAGUUGCUCACACGGAACGCGAAGGAAGUCUUGCGUCUCCACGAGAACUUUGUCGCCGAAUUGCGCGAGACGAUAUCUCCGAUCGGAUUUGUCAUGGAGGAGGAGCCUUCGCCGGAUCAGUUCGAGAUGAAGAUGCGCAUCCGAAACAUCGAUGCAGUAGUGGGCAUGGUCUCAGCCAAAUUUGCUACAGAGGCGAGUCCCUUGCCGAUCUUUUCGGGGAAGUUCCUGACCAGAUCUAGGCCUCACGUUUUGACGCAUACCAGUCAUUUUGCACUGGACAUCCAGAAGCAUUGCAAGUUGCGCAAAGAGCUCAGAGCCAAUAUCCAGCGGAAUGGGAUGCUUUCGAACAACAAUGCGCUGCUGCUAUCGCUGACGAACCGCUCCAUCGAGCCCCUUCGUCCACUCGAUCCUGCAGCCCUAGCGAAGAACACGCGGGCGCGCACAAAUUCGAAGGAGAGCGCAACCAAAGAAAAGUCACGUCGCUUGCUCUUCCAGGAUUACUUGAUCAAGCCGGUGCAACGAAUCUGUCGCUAUCCACUACUCCUGGAUCAGCUCGGACCGAGCAAGAAGAUGCGCCGAAUCUCGCGGCCAUCUUCGUCUCGGCCGCCCGUCGAAGUUGUCGUGGAGAGUGCGGCCCAGGCUAUGCGACAUGUUGCUAGUGCUGUGGACGAAGCACGACAUCGACAAGCAAUUCUCACUCCCAGCUUUCUCUCUUCGCUUGGCACGUGCCUACUCGCUGGCUCUCUCGAUGUGAUGCACUAUCACUCUUCCAAGCGGCAGAACAGCGGACCGAACAUCAAUGCAAAAUAUCUUGGUGCAUUUUUGUAUCUUGGAGGAUAUCUUAUCCUGGUCAAAGUGAUCAAGGGCAAGGUCUACGAGCCCAGACAUUGGUUUUCGCUGGUAGAUUUCGAAGUGGUGGAUUUGGAAGAGGAAGAUACGUCCCUGCCGUGCACUUUCAGCCUCACAUGCGAGGGCAACCAAUUUGAUCUGACCGCUGCAUGUCAGAGAGAAAAGGAUGCUUGGCUGAGUUCUAUCCGAGAAUCGAAGCUGCACCCUCCUGCUUGGAUCAACGAGCCUACGUCGAGCAUCCAUCUCGACUGCAAAGGCGAAUUCAUUGCCUCGACACUCGAUGGCCCAUUCGAGAUCAUCAACGCACUGCCCACCAUUCAGUCUCUCCCGGAAUUGUCGAAAGAGGAUGGGUUCCCGGAUCUUGCUGCAUCGGUCUUUGCGGCCUUUGAACAAAGCCAAGCUGAAGGCCAGGCCGCGAGAACGGGGAUAACAGCGAAGAACGAGCCAAUCACGAGCCGAAGAUCAUCGACGGCUUCCGUCAGGGCCAUUUUUUCUGCCAGCUCUGAACCGGAUACAAUCGUCAUUAGACGAUCGUCUCCUGCAGCCAGGGCUCAGGUCGACUUGGCUCUGCACGACGUCAUCUCGGAGCCCAUUCUGGCAGCAAGGUGCACCCGAGAUGAGCUCUUCCAGGCUCCCAAAAUCCUGCGCAGCUCGUUUACCCGCUCCAACUCUGCGUUGAGUUUGACUGGGCUGACGAAGAAUCGGCUGUCCCGACACGAGAGCGUGCGAGUGCCCAGGCGGAAGAGCCAGUCAACGGACGAAGGUGGCAAAUCACCGUCGCGACCGACAUCGCUGAGGUUGAAAUCAGUGAAACGUCGACCGAAACGAUUGAGCAUCGUCUCUGCCUCGGAAGCGGAGAGUCUGUUCCAGACCUCUGAUCCCUCGACCGUCUCGCCGUUCUCGCAGUGCUCGUCUCUGACCUCCAGCCUGACCAGCCCCACGCUUGAGACGCCGCCGUCGCCCGUCAAGCCAGCAGCCCCGGUAGAGUACUACAUGACUCUGACCCAAGGCAUCCUCCGCCGACUAGGCAAGUCGACCCGGCAUCGGAGAACGCGGAGUGCGCCGCAUGACCAGAACCAGUCCCCGGUUCUGCCCGAGAUGGAUUUCGGGGCAGCGUUGUCUGCUGAGGUGGAGCCGCGUGCUGCGAGUCCGGUUGUGGCUACGGCGGAGGCUCCGCGGCGUACUCGGUUUCUUUCGUCUGAAACACCCAACACUGACCCUCGGCCGACGAGUAAACGGAGUUCCAUAUUCCGUCGGCUGAGAUAA